This is a messenger RNA of Poecilia latipinna (sailfin molly), 2514 nucleotides long. Its product is annotated as extracellular calcium-sensing receptor-like. Gene Ontology annotation, molecular function: G protein-coupled receptor activity. The transcript is spliced from 6 exons. Bases 1 to 2514 code for a protein of 837 amino acids. Gene Ontology annotation, biological process: G protein-coupled receptor signaling pathway. Gene Ontology annotation, cellular component: plasma membrane. The record is from RefSeq and is a predicted model, not a curated record. Lineage: Eukaryota; Metazoa; Chordata; Actinopteri; Cyprinodontiformes; Poeciliidae.
AUGAUAGGGGGAAUUUUCCCUGUUUUCAACAAGGAUGUCAGCAGCGUUGCUACAUUUGAUGGGGAACCUCCUGCAGUGACGUGUGCCCUGUUUGACCUUCGGGCUUUUCGAUGGGCCCAAAUGAUGAUAUUUGCAAUAGAAGAGGUCAACACAGAUCCUGCUCUCCUGCCUAACAUCUCUCUGGGUUACAAGAUUCUCAAUUCCUGUUCGUCUCCUACAAACACUUUACGAGCUGCACUAACGCUGGCAAGUAGUCAAAAUGAAAAAGAAACAGCUUCUGGCUGUUCUCCACCUAUAUCCACGGUAAUCGCAGAGGCAGGAUCUUCUCAGUCCCUGGCGGUCGCUGGAAUUCUUGGACCUUUUCAAGUUGCAGUCGUGAGUUACUUCUCAACGUGCGCCUGCCUCAGUAACAGAGUUAAAUACCCGACUUUCUUUCGAACAAUCCCCAGCGACUACUUCCAGGCAAAAGCCUUGGCAGCUCUGGUCAAGCAUUUUGGCUGGGAGUGGAUCGGAGCCAUACAGUCAGACAACGACUACGGACGAAACGGGGUCCUGGCGUUUGCAGAGGAGGUUAAGAAACUAAAGAUCUGCAUCGCUUUCAUCGGUACGGUUCUUCGAACGUACCCUCAGGAAAAGAUCCUGAAAGUUGUAGAAAUGAUCAAACAGUCAACCGUCAAAGUCAUCCUGGCUUUUACGCCUGAGGGCGACUUUUACCCUCUGAUGAAGGAGAUAGUGAAGCAGAACAUCACAGGGAUUCAGUGGAUCGCCAGUGAAGCGUGGAUAACAGCGGCAAGGCCCUCCACGCCUGAAAUGUACCGAGCUUUCGGCGGAGCCUUGGGAUUUGUUGUUCAGAAGAUGGACAUCCCAAACCUAAAUCCAUUUCUUAUGAAUAUUAACCCUUACAGAAAUCCAAGUGAGCCUUUUGUGAAGGACUUUUGGGAGAUAAUGGUUGGCUGUAAGCCGUCUUCAAAUGCAUCGGACACUGGUGCAGCUAAAAUAUGCUUAGGCAACGAGACAUUGAUGGAUUACACCCAGGAUGUGUUCUUCAAUGUCUCCCAGCUCAGAGUGGCCUAUAACGUGUACAAAGCUGUUUAUACUAUUGCACAUGCUCUUCACCAGCUGGUGUUCUGCCGACCAGCAGCAGGAGGAAAAAAUGUGAAGCCUUGUUUGAAUGUAUCUGAAAUUCAUCCCAGAGAGGUUACCUAUCACCUGCAAAGAGUAAACUUCAGGAAUCGCUUUGGAGACGAUGUGUUUUUUGACGAGAACGGCAACCCUCCUGCUUCCUACGACGUCAUUAACUGGCAGCUCAGAAACGGGCAGGUUCAGCAUGUGACCCUGGGUCACUUUACAUCCACUAAGAACGGAGAGUUCACACUGAGCAUACAGGAAGACAGAAUAGUGUGGAGGACAGGACAGAUGGUUCCAGCGUCGGUGUGCUCAAAUGCUUGUCCAGCAGGAACCAGGAAGGCUCAGAUCAAGGGGAAACCAGUCUGUUGUUUUGACUGCGUUCCAUGUGCAGAGGGAUCAAUCGCCAACUCAACAGGUGCAACAGAGUGCACAGCCUGUCCACAGGACUACUGGUCCAAUGAGAGAAAAGACGGAUGCAUUCCAAAGACCAUCGAGUUUCUGGCGUAUCACGAGCCCAUGGGCGUGGCGCUCACAGCCGUGGCCUUGCUGGGCGCCUCCCUGUCUCUGCUCACGAUGGUCGUUUUUAUCCAUUACAGAGAAACUCCUGUGAUAAAAGCCAGCAACUCAGAGCUGAGCUGCUUCUUGCUGUUUUCCCUCUUCCUGUGCUUCCUCUGCCCUCUCACCUUCAUCGGCAGACCCACAGUCUGGACCUGCAUGCUGCGCCACACCGCUUUCGGUGUGACAUUCGCGCUCUGCAUCUCCUGCGUUCUGGGCAAAACCAUCGUCGUUGUGACGGCGUUCAAAGUCGUACACCCCAACAACAAACCAGCAGUAGGGCAGUUCGGUCCGAUCCAGCAAAGAAUUAUCGUUUGCUCCUGCACUUUGGUUCAAGUAAUUAUCUGCAUAUUGUGGCUGAAGCUAAAUCCACCGUUUCCCGACAGGGUUUUUAAAUACAGCAGCAAAAAGAUCGUGCUGGAAUGCAACACGGGGUCAGAGGUCGCUUUCUAUGCAGUACUGGGAUACAUCGGGAUUCUUUCAGUGAUAUGUUUGAUCCUUGCAUUUCUAGCCAGAAAGCUGCCCGAUAAUUUUAACGAAGCCAAAUGUAUCACGUUCAGCAUGCUGAUUUUCUGCGCCGUCUGGAUCACUUUUAUCCCAGCGUACGUCAGCUCUCCUGGAAAGUUCACUGUAGCCGUGGAAAUAUUUGCAAUAUUGUCAUCGGCAUUUGGCUUAUUAAUAAGUAUUUUUGCGCCUAAAUGUUACAUAAUCUUGGUGAAGCCAGAGAAAAACACAAAAAAGUAUGUUAUGAGAUUAAAUGCUAGUAGAAAAUAUAGUUUGGAAAGAAAAUAUCAAAUUCACAAUGUGUUCACGAUUCCAGUGUAUGAGUAA